Molecule: messenger RNA, 1230 nt
Organism: Trifolium pratense (red clover)
Lineage: Eukaryota; Viridiplantae; Streptophyta; Magnoliopsida; Fabales; Fabaceae
Exons: 1
Coding region: 1-1230 (409 amino acids)
Source: RefSeq, a predicted model, not a curated record
AUGGGACAAAUGGCUAAUGCAAUAGGCCAACUGCAAGCUCAGGGCACCGGUAACCUUCCUGCACAAUCAGUGCCGAAUCCAAAUGUAAGUGCAAUUACCUUGAGAUCCAGAAGAGUGUCAGAACCAGCUCCAGAGAAAAAGAAGAAGAAAACCAUUGCAUCAUCAUCUACUCCUGAACCUGAACAUGUUAUUGAACCUUCUGUUACAACUGAAACUAGAACUGAAAAAGUAUAUGUGCCACGAAUUCCUUUUCCUCAAAGGGUGCAGAAAAAUAAAAAGAAGACAGUUGAAGAAGACAAAGAGAUUCUUGAUACAUUCAGAAAAGUAGCAGUUAACAUUCCUCUUCUUGAUGCAAUUAAGCAGAUCCCUAAAUAUGCAAAAUUCUUGAAAGAUUUGUGCACAAACAAGAGGAAGGUGAAGGAAAAUGACAGAGUCAGUUUGGGGAGAAAUGUUUCUGCUUUCAUUCAUCCCAAAUCCAGUUCCUCGGCUAAUGUCUCAGUUCUCAGUCAGACCCUGCCACAAAAGUGCAAGGAUCCAGGAGUUUUUGCUAUUCCUUGUUCCAUUGGGGAUAGAAAGUUUGAAAAUUGCAUGCUUGAUCUGGGAGCAGGUAUUAAUGUUAUGCCUACUUCUGUUUAUAAUAACCUUGAUCUUGGUCCUUUGCAGCCUACAGGUUUGAUUAUUCAAUUGGCGAACACGAGUAAUGCCCGCCUUGCUGGAGUGCUAGAAGAUGUCCUUGUGCAAGUUAAUGACUUAAUUUUUCCUGCAGACUUCUACAUUUUAGAUAUGGAGGGAGAAACUAAUUCCAGCAGGGCACCCAUCAUUCUAGGCCGACCCUUCAUGAGGACGGCAAAAACAAAAAUUGAUGUUUAUGAUGGCACAAUGUCCAUGGAGUUUGGCGACAUUGUCGUUAAAUUUAACAUUUUUGAUGCCAUGAAACAUCCCUUAGAGGAACACUCUGUUUUUUAUAUGGAUUUGGUUUCUGAGUUGGUUGGUGAGACCUGUCCUGAAUUCUUUUCCGCAGAUUUUCCUUCAUUGUCCGAUUUUGAUUCAUGUACUAAUACUAACCUUUGCUCUGAGAUUGCAUCUUCCUUGCAGGAUAAUAACUUUCAUACAGGUGAAGAUAAAGUUGUUGAUGAAGAUGUCUAUGUAGCUGAAGUUCUACCCAAAAUGUCAUCCAUUGAAGAGCUCUCCUUGGACGAGCCUUCCUACACCACAACAGCUACAACGUAG